UGUGUGGGAUUAGCCCGCGCAUAUGGUCACUGAAAUAAUUUUGCUUUCAGUCCUUUCUGCUGGAGCCUUCCUUCUCCUCACCUCCGUCCAACACUUCUACGUUUUGGUCUCCCAGGUCCUCAUGCUUUUUCCAACAAGACAGCUAGACUAUAGACUGCGUUUACCUUGCAUCCGCCUCGGCCUACCUUUAUAAUUUGCUAGUCGCCCCUUCCGUCCAAGAUGAUUCUCAUCACCACCGCCCUCCUUGCCACCCUUGUCGGCUCCACCGCCGUCCCAGCCGGGAACAUAACCAGCUUGGCAACGCUCGACGCCAACUCCAACAUCACGACGGCCGCAAUCUCUACCAACGGAUCACCCAGCAUCGUCUCCUGUGACAAAUAUAUAGCCAAGGAGAAGGGCUACAAGUUCUUCAAAGAUUGCUCGUCAUUCACACGCAAAGUCCUCAACUCCACCGAGGAGAGCUUCGACUACCUGUUCGAGGCGGGCGCCUGUGACUGGUGGCUAGAAGGUUCAUGCCUGGCCAGAUUCUGUGCCCCCGACCUCGUACCGUGGCAGCUCGACACGUCGCAGGCCUACAGCGCCGUCAAGAGCAUACGGGACAGGUGCCUCUUCUGGGGCGUCUCGACCGACGAGUACAGGGAGGGCGUGGCCUUUUUCGACGUCUGCGCCGGCACCAACCGUCCUUGCCGCGCUGCCAAUGUCACGGUGACUUUUUAUGGCUAAAUGGAGCCAAUCUGGGCGGGCGUUGACACUUGGAGUAGCAAUAUGGGGUGUCUGGAGGUGCAAUAUAUCCGUGAUUGAAGUCCUGGAAUGCUCUGGGUAUAUUCAAGUCACAGUUAUGCUUUAUGAGAGCCCUAGUCACAUAGACCUGUAUGUAAAGGUAUAAUUGUUGCGUAAGUCCUUACAUGUAUAGGAGACACGGGGUUCAAGGUUGGCCGAUAUGAUUUGUUUAAUUACUACGAGAACCAAAGCCGCACUUUGUCUCUGAUACAACAUACCACAAUCAGUUGAGAGUGCCCCAAAUAGUCUGCUUUACUUGUG
This is a messenger RNA of Pyricularia oryzae 70-15, 1041 nucleotides long. RefSeq lists its product as uncharacterized. The transcript has 3 exons. The record is from RefSeq and is a predicted model, not a curated record. Bases 220 to 723 code for a protein of 167 amino acids. Lineage: Eukaryota; Fungi; Ascomycota; Sordariomycetes; Magnaporthales; Pyriculariaceae.